Naumovozyma castellii is the source of this 2160-nucleotide messenger RNA. RefSeq names its product Hot1p (gene HOT1). NCBI's taxonomy places the organism in Eukaryota, Fungi, Ascomycota, Saccharomycetes, Saccharomycetales, Saccharomycetaceae. The transcript has a single exon. The record is from RefSeq and is a predicted model, not a curated record. The coding region runs from base 1 to 2160 and encodes 719 amino acids.
AUGGAGGAUGACGAAAACCCGUCAGGACAUUUAUUCAGUAUUGAUGAAAAAUACAAAAUGGGCCUGCAGACACAUAGAGAGAGACAGAUCUCACACAACUGCUCAGAUUCAUUGGUAUUUACUCAUUCAACUGUGUGUAUAACCGAACAAGCAAUGCUCUCUGCCAAUCUCCGCGAGAACAACAGCCAUAUCCAUGGCAAUAACGCUACUGUGGGACAGAAUACCAACACAGAGGUGGACCCUGCAUUGCGAGAGCAAUCCUUGGGAUUGAAUUUCGAUUUGGGCUCAGAUGCAUCCAUCACCAAUUUGACAAAUAAUCUGACUUCAUCAUCUAAGAAUCAAAUGCAAAGACCUAAUGGUCUGUUAGCCUCGCCUCUUCAUAAUGCAGCAGCAGCAGCAACAGAAGCAGCAACAGGGACAACGGCAACUAACAAUUGCAAUGGUGAAGUUCCAUCCACAAAUGCCAUAACAAAGCAGAUUUUAAACAUGUUGCAGACUGAUCCCACAUCAAGUGCGAAGGGGUCGAGUAUAGAACCCGUGAUAACAUCCGCUAAUAUGGCAAGUUCAUUAUUAAUGAACCCUGCACAUGACCGCUCACAUACAAAUUUACCAGAAUUAGAUACCACAUCAGCAGUACCAGGAGCCGCUCCACAUUCUGUCGUGACUUCAACAGGAACCUCAUCUAGGGAAACAAAGACGCCCUUGACCUCGGAGGAUCAAUUACGUUUGUUUCAAAGAAUGGAGGAAAUGUCUACGAGGAUGAUUAAGAUGGAAGAGAAUUUUACCAAGUUGAUGAAGCAGAUGGAGGGGAAUUCUCAACUAAUGGAGAAUUUCAUGAACCAAAACACUGAUCAGAAGUCAUUCGUCAUUGACUUACUAAAUUCCAUAACGAAUGUGAGUGCGACCUAUUUACAAAAGAUUAAAGUACGGUCAGAAUCUAAUUCUGCUCAAAGUACAGGAACAAAUCCCCUUCUGUUUAACGAUACGCCGUUGAAUCACAAUGUUAGUAAUACGAAUAUUAUGAACGGGGGUACCAAUCUAAGGAAAGAUGAUUAUUCAUUUGUACUGAAUCCCAAUGGGAUCAAGAGAAGGAAAAGAAAUGUCGUCAUGCCUUCCACCUCCACUUCUGCAAACCCAAAUUUGAACUUGAAUGUCCCUAUUACAGACACACCGAUGAACAACGUUGAGCCUAAUAUAAAUCAUCUUAUUCAUAGUAUGAGUGAGAGUAAUAUAAGUAAUUUGAUGCAAUUUCGAAAGAUGAAUCCUAAUGCUUUGAAACGUAGUAAUGUGGCAAACAACAAUAAUAAUCCAUUGACUAAUCAAAUGAAUAUGCCACCAACUAGCAGCAAUAAUAAUAACAAUAGUAAUAAUAACAAUGCCGGCAGUGGAUCACGACCUAGGCGAAACAGUAGUCAUAGUAAUGGAGGGGUAGAUGAAGAAGGGUAUCAAGAAGAUGAUGAUGAGGACGAGGAUGAGGGUAGGCCCAAGACCAAAAUAAAAUCAACACAAGAUGAUGACGAGGAAGAUUUCACAGAUGAUGAAGAAGAAGACGUGGAAGAUGAUUAUGAUUCCUUGGACGAUGAUGAAGAAGAUGAAAUCGAUGAGGAUGUAAUGGAUCCAACAAAGUCAGGAAAUAAUAAGAAGAAAUCUAACAAGAAGAAAAGAAAAAGAAUAGACUCUAAAUUACAAAAUAAUAGAUUGGUCCCCAUAUUAUCUGCAUCAAAGGACCUAAAUUCUAUUAAUACUGGCAAUGGUGUUGGAAACAAUAGUGUCAAUGGGGAAAGUAAGGCAAAUGCUAUGGUUAAUCGUGGAGACGUAGAAAUGAAUGAUUCCACAAGGCCUGACUUAAAUUAUACAUUGAUCAAGGCUCCGAGUAGUGUAAGAACUAUAUGGGUGGAAUACUUGUAUGGAGUGAAUGGAAAUCCAUCAAUACGGUUUCUGGAAGAAAAAUAUGGAAAUAAAUGGAGGUUGAUGAGAAAUAAGAAGACUUUUUCGAGGAGAAAAAGGUUAUACAAGUUUAUCUUAAACGGUAUUGAGAAGGGCAAAACCGCGGACGAAAUGAUUGAUAUUCUGGAGGAAAGACGAGUCUACAGGGACGAGAAGGGUGUUCUUAAGAAAAGAACUAUUGGAUGGUUACAGCAGAGUUUGACUGGUAUUUGA